This is a messenger RNA of Labrus bergylta (ballan wrasse), 698 nucleotides long. The record is from RefSeq and is a predicted model, not a curated record. NCBI's taxonomy places the organism in Eukaryota, Metazoa, Chordata, Actinopteri, Labriformes, Labridae.
GGCAAGGCACUUAACCCCAAUCAGAAGACUAGAAAAGAAAUAAACAAGCUCAAGUCCAUUUACAGUUUAUUUAUUGUCGUAUGACUCCAACAGCAGAACCUUUGAAUCAAAACAUCACAUGAAAAGAAAAGUAAUGAUCCCUCAUGUUUACACCGUCUCUGUCUCCUGCAGGGCGACCUUCAUCUCCACCCUCGCCUUCCUCUUCAUCGUGGUGCUCGGGGUCACACCAGCUGUCAGUCAGUCGAGCGAGCCAACAGAGCCCAUAUGUUAUGACUGGGGGGAGUCCAGCCAGGGGGCGGUCUCCAUCGUGGACGGGGAUGCAGGCUGGCUCUCCUGUCCUCUUUUCUCUCAUCCCUCCGUCUACAACUACUCCUCCACGCAGAGCACCGGACACAACCUCUUCUGGUACCGUGUCCCCGAGGGUCACGACCUGGAACACCCAAUCGCAUACGGGUAUGACCAAAGUUCUCAUUGAUUCUUAACCACGGACUGUUUAUAAGAAGUGGAAGCUAAUGCAACACGUUUUGAACCUGUAUUUUUCCCAACGGCCACUAGAGGGCUAAACUUCAGUUUUUGACACUUCUGCGCCAGCGUCACUUUGAACAGUGGAGGUGGUCGCUUGGUUACUGUCAGGCCUGUUAAAGGUUAAACUCAGCUGCUCUGAAAAGAAAUACAUAUUUUCAGGUUAUUAGAAAUCA